This is a messenger RNA of Ananas comosus (pineapple), 1246 nucleotides long. RefSeq names its product aquaporin PIP2-1. NCBI's taxonomy places the organism in Eukaryota, Viridiplantae, Streptophyta, Magnoliopsida, Poales, Bromeliaceae. Gene Ontology annotation, cellular component: plasma membrane. Bases 91 to 954 code for a protein of 287 amino acids. Gene Ontology annotation, biological process: transmembrane transport. The transcript has 4 exons. Gene Ontology annotation, molecular function: water channel activity. The record is from RefSeq and is a predicted model, not a curated record.
UCACUCACCACACUCAUCAUCACUACUCAUUACUUUCUUUCGUUCGUUUUUCUCCUUCCGAUCUCUGAAGUUUAGAAAAACUCAAAACGAAUGGGGAAGGACGUAGAGUCAGGAUACGGCGCUGGCGGGUACGGGGCGAAGGACUACGCGGACCCGCCACCGGCGCCGCUGGUCGACGGAGGGGAGCUCGCCAGUUGGUCGCUGUACCGCGCGGUGAUCGCGGAGUUCAUCGCCACCAUGCUCUUCCUCUACAUCACCGUCGCCACCGUCAUCGGCUACAAGCACCAGUCGGACCCGAAUUUGAGCGCCGACGCCGCGUGCAGUGGCGUCGGAAUCCUCGGCAUUGCCUGGGCCUUCGGCGGCAUGAUCUUCAUCCUCGUCUACUGCACCGCGGGGAUCUCAGGAGGGCACAUAAAUCCAGCGGUGACGUUCGGGCUCUUCCUGGCGCGGAAGGUGUCACUGGUGCGUGCCGUGCUGUACAUGAUCGCGCAGUGCCUGGGGGCCAUCUGCGGCGUGGGGCUCGUCAAGGGCUUCCAGAAGGCCUACUACGUCCGCUACGGCGGCGGCGCCAACGAGCUCAGCUCCGGUUACUCCACGGGCACCGGCCUCGCCGCCGAGAUCAUCGGUACCUUCGUCCUCGUCUACACCGUCUUUUCGGCCACCGAUCCCAAGCGCAACGCCCGCGACUCCCACGUCCCGGUUUUGGCUCCUCUUCCAAUUGGGUUCGCAGUGUUCAUGGUUCACUUAGCCACAAUUCCCAUCACUGGAACGGGCAUUAACCCUGCAAGGAGCCUCGGAGCUGCAGUUAUCUACAACCAGGAUAAGGCUUGGGAUGAUCAGUGGAUAUUCUGGGUGGGACCAUUCAUCGGCGCUGCGAUCGCCGCAAUUUAUCACCAGUAUGUCCUGAGAGCAGGCGCUGUGAAGGCUCUGGGCUCGUACCGUAGCAACGCAUGAGCAAAAUUCCUAGCGAUGAUCUCCUCCCAUGCACAUGCACAAGCACGUAACGAAAUUGUAUAUAUACGUACUUUGUUUCAAAAGGCUACGUACGUACGUAUAAUAUACGUACAGGGUCCGUAUAUUGCUGGCUUUUAUUCAGCAACAUCUUGGGUGGGGCCUUUGUGAUGAUCUUAUGAAUGUUUCUGUGUGUGUUUGCUCCUUUUCCUUUUUUGUUAAUUUGCUACUUAGCUUCUUCAGUGUAUGUGUGUUGAGAUGAUGGGUUUCCAAUAAAUGUUUACCAUUUGAAUAA